UACACGGCACACGGAGAGAGGCGUGAGAGAGAGUUCCGUGUGGUGGAUGAAAGAGCCAUAUGUGGCGGAGCACCAACUCCGGCGAAUCAACAAUUUUAUGCACCAUUUGUGUGUCAGUUGUCUCUGAGGCGCAGACAAGGCAAGUUCUGUUUCCAAGCUACCAUCUGCUCCCGGUUUGCUCCUUUCGUAAAAUUACGUAUCAACCACGCGCAAAGGUACAACCCGGCAAAACGGAAAAAAUAAAUAAAAUAAAAUAUCCUUCUGGAGGAUCAACUCCGUGUUUUAGCCACCCUUAAUAAUAAAAGUGUUUGGAUAAAUUAUUUUUGUGAGAUCUUUGGAUAUUAUUUAGCAGUGUGUGGAAAUUUAUUUCUUUUUUUUUCCAUCCUCCUUCGAAGUAUUUUAAUAAAUUAGUGUGGAUCCCUUGAGAGGGCCAACACACAACAGAGGACGCAUUAAUGAGUGUUUUUCACCAACUGUGGUGCUCCUUGUGAAAAAUUACUCCUAAUUAAUUUCAAUUGACUAUCACUGGAACGAAGCUCUCCGUGAAGGAGCAUUAAGAGUGGAAAAUUGUCUAUUUUUGGGGUAACCAACAAGGUGUAAGUGUUGAGUGCUUCUGUUGACUUGAGACGAAGACUGAGUGAGGAAAUCUCUUGUGGAGAAUCCCAGGAAAACAAAAAGAAAAUCCACCCACAUACGCGGCAAAAUUGAAUUAAUUUCCCAGAAGGAAGAAAAGUGUGUGAAAAAGGGGGUUGUGUUGCGAUAAUUCUCCCCGUGCUCUUUUCACCUUCACCAUUAAUUGCCACACAACACUUGAGACCGCAGUGUCGUCAUCAGAGAGCUCCUUUUGCCAGGUGAAUAAAAACUGCUGCACCGAAGCAUUCUCUCCAGAAGAAACUUUUUCAUCUGCUUUUGUAUACUGACGAAGCUAAAGGAAAUUCCCCAAAUAUACGCAUAAAUUACUACCAAGACAAACAUUUUGGAUUUCAGGAUUGAACUCAAUUCGAAGAAUCAAAAUGCGGAGUUGGAGGAGCCUGGUGGUCAUUUUGAUCGUUGGUGCGUGUUUGAUUGAAGGCAAAUACAGAGAUAGGGAUUCAAAGCGCCAGAGGCCACACCUCUUCUCGCCACCAUCCACCGCAGCCAGUGUGAAUCUCUGUGAGAAGAUCCCCCACAUGAAGUUGGUGUGCCACUGCACCCAUGGGAAUAGUAGCGAAGUCCUCGUGGCCGAUUGUUGGAUUUUCAAUCCGGACGUCCCACGCAAAGACCCCAUCUGGGGUGCUUUCUACCCCCAUACCUCCAUUGAGGUGCUCAAGUUUAGUGUCUACAAACCCGGAAAUCUCACAUUUAUCCCAACGGAGAUUGUCCACCAUCUGCCAAAUCUCACGGACUUUUCCAUACAGUAUGCUCAAGUUCCGGAAAUUGGGAGCUAUGCUCUGGCAAAUAGGAGUCACCUCACGCGGGUGGAAUUCAAUAAUUGCUCUGUGGUUGUACUUAGGCGACAUGCAUUUGCUCAUCAUCCAGCCCUCUUGGAAAUCAAUCUGAAAUUCAAUCAAAUUGUAGAAAUCGACCGGCAUGCUUUUAGCAAUCUUCCAAAUCUCGAAAGAUUGCUCCUGGGCUACAAUAACAUCACAAGUCUCCACGAUGAGGUGUUUAUCCACCUGAGUAAGCUGGCUGAGCUCUAUUUGCAGAACAACUUAAUCACCAUCCUCAGCCGGGAGGUGUUCAAGGGACUCGGAAAUCUCAAUGUUCUCAGCCUUUCGGGGAACAAUAUUAACUUUUUGGGUGACACCGUCUUUGCUGAACUAUGGAGCUUGGAAGAAUUGUAUCUGGACAGCAAUCGCAUUGAUAAAAUCUCCGAGAGAGCUUUCGAUGGUUUGAAUAACCUCAAACGGCUCAACUUGCGACACAAUCGUUUGGUGACAUUGGAGAAGGGUAUCUUCAUUGUCGUACCAGCCCUCAAGUCUCUCUACUUGAAUGACAAUCAACUGGAGACACUCACUUAUAACAACUUCCUCCCCAUCUGGGACAACCUGCUGAAGGAUGACAGUGUUCUGGGAAUUUCUGAUAACCGAUUUACCUGUGACUGCCGUUUGCUGUGGAUUUUUGAGCUGAAGAAUCGCACACAGAAUGAUGAACUACGACGGAGUCUUCAGGAUGUGGAGUGUGUGCUGUACGAUAGGAAUAGCGUACCUGAGGAAAUCUUCACGAAUGCCGUUAAGGAGAAGAACGACCGGGUUCCAGGUGAUUACUACGACGAUGCUGGGUACGAUAAUCAAGAUGAUACCUUUGUCUUGGAUCACCGUGAUGUAUUCGACGAUGGGCAGAAGGUGCAACUUCUUCGUUUUGGUGCUGAAAAUCUACCCUGCCCCGAAGAGUUGAGUGACCCAACAGAGGUUCCAAUGUCACGUGAAUCCAUCGGAAUGGUAGACAUGGGACUGUAUUCGAGUGCAUCCUCCUGGAAACUCAUGGCUGUAUCACUUUUUGCCAUGCAGACGCUCAUUGUGGCCAUUCUGUGCUAAUUCCGGCCACGUGGCAACUUUUCAUCCUUGAGCCUCAACGGCCAAGGUGAGUUCCUUCAGCAAGCUCUCCUUUGUACAUAGUCAAUCGCUAUAAGGUGGUCAGUAGAUAGGCUUAAUUUAUUUCAUCAUCCCCCUCUCCUGUAUCUUCUCCUCUAACCAUGGAGACACUUUUCCGUGGGAAAUCCGAUUAUGUUCCCACAAGAGAAAAAAAACCAAUCCUCAACUCUUCCCGCUCGCAUCAUGAAAAAUCGAUUUUUCUCUAUAUCCUAUGACUCUAUCUAUUCCUUCCUCAUCUUCAUGGUGCUUUUUGUCACUAUAAGCACGAAAGGUAAACUUGGAUGUGCGAUAAUGCCAAAAGAAAAAGAAACUUUCACAACACUAUAAUACGAUAAAAUAAUCAUAAUUUGUGUGAGGGAUGAAGUGAUUAAUUAUUUUUAUAAAACACUAAAA
Messenger RNA from Lutzomyia longipalpis, 2966 nucleotides. Its product is annotated as connectin-like. Lineage: Eukaryota; Metazoa; Arthropoda; Insecta; Diptera; Psychodidae. Gene Ontology annotation, molecular function: protein binding. Bases 1014 to 2516 code for a protein of 500 amino acids. The transcript is spliced from 6 exons. The record is from RefSeq and is a predicted model, not a curated record.